Molecule: messenger RNA, 1992 nt
Organism: Stereum hirsutum FP-91666 SS1
Lineage: Eukaryota; Fungi; Basidiomycota; Agaricomycetes; Russulales; Stereaceae
Exons: 8
Coding region: 1-1992 (663 amino acids)
Molecular function (GO): ADP binding; protein binding
Source: RefSeq, a predicted model, not a curated record
AUGAGUAUAUUCCAUCACCAAUGUGAGACCACUACAGACGUCAAAGCCGAAUGCUCCUCGGAAAUAGCAGAACUUGUCGACAAGUUCACAGUCCUCGCUAUAGAUGUGAAGCCAGAGGAUAGGACAGAAAUAUCAGAGGUCGCAUCGCUGUUGAGAGGUUUGGCUCUCGAAAUGAAAAGGCUAGCGGAGGAUGUUGCGUCAAUCAAGGUAACAGUGCAAGCGUUGCCAGUCCCAAUCGUCAUGGAGCCCAAUGAGAUCAAACGAUGCCCACUCCCGACACCUACCUUUACCGGUAGAGAAGACGUGGUGCUACAGAUGGACAACUGUUUCUUUGAUGGAACGAAUAAGCGACACCUCUUCGUUAUUCAUGGUCUCGGCGGUGCUGGUAAGAGUCAGAUUGUCUACAAAUUCGUGGAGAGGUGCGAUGAGCGAAAUGGUGAGGACGAAAGGUUCUCUGAGGUUUUCUUCAUCGAUGCCGGUUCCCGCGAGACGAUCACAGCAGAUUUCAAGAAUAUCGCGUUGAACAAUGGCUGUGAUCCGACCAACACGGCUGUACUUGCUUGGUUCUGCCGACAUCGGACCAGAUGGCUCAUUAUCUUUGACAACGCCGACGAUCCUGCCUUGAAUAUUCGUGACUACCUUCCGCAAUGCACUCACGGUGACAUCAUUGUUACCACUCGUAAUCCCGAGGUAGUGGCGCACGCUCGAGGUCGCAGACCAUUUUACAAAGUCUCGGGAAUGCUCCCAGAGGAGUCUAGCCGGCUUCUUGUCUUGAUAUCGACUCGCGGAAUGGACGACGAGUCGUCGAUCCCAGCGGAUGAGGCUCAAGCCUCCCAAUUGCUUGUUAAGGACCUUGGAUUCCUCGCCCUCGCUGUCGUCCAGGCCGGUGCAUAUAUUUCCACCAUACAGUCCACGAUUGCCGAAUAUGCCGAUCUCUACCGGCAGCGACGUGGUGAGCUCCUCAAGGAGUACCGCACGCUCGUGCAGAAGACAGACGAUUAUGGAGCUACUGUCUACACAACAUGGAGGGUCAGCUUUGAGCGACUCCCCACCGAGGCCCAGCAGCUUCUGCGAGUUUGCGCGUUUGUGCACCACGAAGGGAUCUCGGAGACAUUCUUCAGCCAUGCAUCUGACGAGAUACUGGACUUUGAGCCUGUCAUACCCAUGAGCGACGACGAAUCUGCCGCGUUUGACUCAGCCCGUACAUUCCUAACUGAAUUUGAACGCAACGGAGUCUGGGAUAAAGUUGCCUUCCACGGAGUCAUUCUGCAGGUUAUGUCUUACUCGCUCCUUGAUUUUGAUAAAGCCAAUAAAUUCGUACUAUCAUUGGCAGUCUCCAACGAUGACUCUACUGUUGGACUCACCCAUAAUCGAUACUAUUGCCGCAUAUUGAUAACACUGUCGAAGGGCGGUACCAUAAAAGACAGAGCAGCCAGACAGGACGGUGCUGGAGAUAAGGAAGCGGAUGCUGGGGGAGGAACACCCCUCGACGCUGACGAGCAUGUUGAACCUUACGGCGACAUACCGGAACCUGGGUUGGAAGCGCGUUCUCGGCGAGGAGCACCCCUCGACACUGACGACAAUUUCGAACCUUGCGUUGACAUACUCGAGACAAGGCCGGUGUACAGAGGCGGAGAGUCUGCAGCGGACUUCAAUCUGGGUCGGUGGAUGAUGGAGGAGAGUAUGCAGGCGAAGGAGAUGGAUAUCACUAAGCGCACUCUCGGCGAGGAGCACCCAAACACGCUGACGAGCAUGUCGAACCUCGCGUUGACAUAUUCGAAGCAGUACCGGUGGACAGAGGCGGAGAGAUUACAGGUGUCGGUGUUGGAGACGAGGAAGCGAGUACUCAGUGAGGAGCAUCCUAAUACGCUGACAAGUAUGUCAGACCUCGCGUCGACAUACUUGCACCAGGGCCGGUUGACAGAGGCGGAGAGACUGAGGGGUAGACUCCUAGAGGUAGAGACGCGCAAAGCAGAGUGUGACAAAGAGUAA